AGGUCAAGCAAGAGAUCGAGGCGAUGCGGUGGUCGGAGGAGCAGAAGACCAUCGCGCUGCGCGGGGAGGAGCAGCGCAGGAGCGAGGACCACAGCACCCAGCUGCACCAGGCACGCGUAGCCCACGAGACGGAACAGAAGAAGCUGGCCGACCUGGACCUGAUGAAGGAGCAGGAGGCCUCCAACCUGCGGCAGGAGGAGGUCAGGCGGCAGGGCGAGAAGGAGCUCCUGCUGCUGCGGCUCCAGUCCGACGAGCGGCGGGCGGAGAUGGGCGUCCGGGAGGCAGUUGAGAGAGCCAAGAUCGAGGAGGAGGCCAAGAUCAAAGCUGCACGCGAUAACGAGGAUGUCAACCUCCGGGCGAUGAAGGCGGAGAUGGCAGAGAAACGCGAGCAGACGCUUGCUGCCAUCAGGGAGACCGCGGACAUCGUCCUCUCCUGGGUGACUUUCGUGUUCCGCUCCCCGGCCAACCUGGCACUGGGCAUCGGCUCCAUAGUGGUGGCCGUCGGCGGCGUCUACCUGAUGAGGGAGAUGGCGGUCCUGCUGAGGGAGCAGCUGAACAAACGCUUGGGGCGGCCGUCCCUGGUGCGGACGACCAACCGCCGCGGGGUGGUUCAGGAGGCCUGGAUUGGGCUGCUUCGUCUGCUGCGGCUGCGCGGAAGGCAUGGCUCCGAGUUUGACGACGUGGUGCUGCACCCCAGGCUUCACCAGCAGGUGAUGCGCCUUGCGGACGCCACGCGAUCGGCCAAAGCGCGGCGGAUGCCGCUGCAGCACGCGAUGUUCUACGGGCCUCCUGGGGCUACAGCAAGGACGCGCUGGUGCUGCACGCGCUGCACGUCCAGAGCCUGCUGCGGACCGAGCGCGCCACGGGCCAGACCGCGGCUGCCCGCCGCGCCCUGGUCCCACUGCAGCCGCAGGAGGACGGGGAAAACCAUGGUGGCCCAACGCUUCGCCGAGUACUCCGGCUUGGAGUACGCCAUUAUGGCGGGGGGCGAUGUGGCGCCGCUGCAGGAGCAGGCCGUGACCGAGCUGCACAAGCUCUUCAAGUGGGUGCACCGCAGUCGCCGCGGCGUCCUGCUCUUCAUCGACGAGGCAGACGCGUUCCUGGCCUCGCGGAAUGGGACCGAGAUGAGCGAGGCGCUGCGGAACGCGCUGACGACCAUCCUGUACCACACUGGCACGCCCUCAUCGCAGUUCAUGCUGGUCGGCUUUGCAGUUGGCUGGCGAGUUUGUGACAUGCGCGGCGGCGUGCCAGAAUGCAUUGGCCCCUCUUGGUACGUUAUAGCGAUUGUCAGGAUGAGGCGCGGGCCUCGCCGCGUGUCGAGCAACUGCCAGUUCGCCGAGCGCGCGCUGAUCUGUUUCCCCAAGAGUCGUCACGCAGGCAAUGGCAUCGCUGACCGCCAUGCUAAGCUUCGACCGCUGGCUCGCGAGAAGCCGAGCCCUGAGUCGACCGCCUGGCUCAACCGAGCCCUCUCCAUCGCUCGCAAGAUGUGCGUUUUGGCUGCCGGGCCGCUCCCGAUUGGCCGCAGCGCGGCCUCCCGCGGGCGGCCGCGGCGCGUCAGGGGCCAGCUGCCCCCGCGCAGGAAAGAGGCCUUCGUCAACCAUUUCCAAUCAGCAGCUCAGCAGGCGCUCGGCUCACUCCGCGACCAGGCGAAGGAGGCAGCCCAGAAGCAGCGAGAGUUCCGCGCCCGUCUGGCUGCAAAGAAGUGGCGGCCUGCAGACGAGGCCCUCCUGCAGGUUCGAGACAGCCUCAUCCGAGGAUCUGGCAGCGAGACAAUCUCGGCGAUGACAGCCAACACCUCGGACUGGAGCAGUUGUCAGAAGUACCUUGAGAAGGAGGCCCCCGGGGCCACAGUUGUCCUGUUGCAGAAAGUCCAGACUCACCCUGUCGCCAAGGAUGAACUUGUGAGAUUGAGCGGGAACCCCGAGGCCUGUGCUCAGGGGGCCUUGAAUGCAGUCUGCGGCGGCUUCUCUCAUCUCACGGGCACCGAACUCAUCGCGGCGCGCGGCCUCGGAGAUAUCCUGCGCAUGUGUGCCGAGGAGCUCGACGCAUGCGCCAGCGAGGCCGCGCGCUUCGCCGCGCUGCUCGAGUGGGCGCGCCCCAGACUGAACGGUGCGACGGUCGCGGCGAGCGCCAACUCCGCGACGGGGCUUCGCCCGCUGAUGGCUCUGACACAUGCCGGGCUGUCUCGGUUGCGCCAGGAAGGCAUUGGCCCCGGUGAAGCAGCCAGCUUACCCGCCCUCGCGGCGGUGGACAUCCGUGCGACGGCCAGGACGUUCAAGGAGCGCACUGCUGUUGGUGCUGACAUGAUCAGUCCUCGAUAUUUGAUUUGGUUGCCAGGAGCCAACCCUGCAGGACUCUACGGGGCGUCGGUCAUGGACGUCUCCGACCGUGCUUUGCGCAGCCUGCGGCAAGAGUUCGGGUUCGAUAGGUUGACCAGAGCGGCGGCGUGGCCGGUCGUGGCGGCGUCGCUUGCCGCGGCGGCGUCGCCUGCCGCGGCGGCUUCGGAGGCGAGCUCGGCGGCGGCGACGGCGGAGCCGGCGGCGGAGCUGGCUGCGGCGGGAGAGGGCCCCGCGGGCUCGGCGUCGGGCGUCGCGGGGGGCGGCCCCAUGGCGCCGGGCAUCGCCGCGCUCUUGCGCGCGCUCGAGCAUCGCAUUGCGACGCUCGAGCAGCGCGUGGCGGAGCUUGAGGGGGCCUGA
Messenger RNA from Prorocentrum cordatum, 2696 nucleotides. The record is from the annotation of a GenBank genome assembly. NCBI's taxonomy places the organism in Eukaryota, Dinophyceae, Prorocentrales, Prorocentraceae.